This is a messenger RNA of Haliotis rufescens (red abalone), 2012 nucleotides long. RefSeq names its product protein-L-isoaspartate O-methyltransferase domain-containing protein 1-like. Lineage: Eukaryota; Metazoa; Mollusca; Gastropoda; Lepetellida; Haliotidae. The transcript has 5 exons. Gene Ontology annotation, molecular function: protein-L-isoaspartate (D-aspartate) O-methyltransferase activity. Gene Ontology annotation, cellular component: cytoplasm. Gene Ontology annotation, biological process: protein modification process. The record is from RefSeq and is a predicted model, not a curated record. The coding region runs from base 134 to 1774 and encodes 546 amino acids.
CUGCCCUGUUUAUGCGUGACGUCAGUGUUGUUGUUGUUUUGGUCGAGCAGCUGAAGUACAAGGGGAAAAGAAGUUUCAGUUAAAUGUGACAGUCUAGCAGAUCAGUCACCUACAUUCAUCCGUGACAAUCAGCAUGGGUGGCGCCGUCAGUACUGGCGCUGAUAACAAUGAACUGGUUGACAACCUGGUGGAAGCCGACUACAUCAAGAGUCCCCUCGUGGAGAAAGUGUUCCGUGCUGUUGACAGAGCCGAUUACUACGUUGAUGGGCACAGAGACAGCGCAUACAAGGACCUGGCAUGGAAACAUGGCCACCUGCACCUGUCUGCACCGUGCAUCUACUCGGAGGUCCUGGAGUCACUGCAGGUGAAGGAGGGCCUCUCCUUCCUUAACCUGGGCAGUGGCACUGGCUACCUUAGCACAAUGACUGGACUCAUCUUAGGGCCUUAUGGUGUGAACCAUGGUGUGGAGCUCUAUGAGGACGUGGUGGACUAUGCCCAGGAGAGGCUGGAGGAAUUCAAGAAGAGCUGUGAUGCCUUUGACGAGUUUGACUUCUGCGAGCCAAUGUUUGUGGUGGGGAACUGCCUCCAGAUCAACUCCUGCUGCCGUCAGUAUGACCGCGUCUACUGUGGAGCCGCCUGUCCGAAGGAACACGAGAACUACAUGAAGAAUCUCAUCAAUGUUGGGGGGGUGCUGGUUAUGCCCCUGAAUGAUCAGCUGCUACAGAUCCGCCGCACUUCGGAGACAACAUGGGAGACAAAGAACGUCCUUCCUGUUUCCUUUGCCACCCUUGUGUCUCCAUCAAAGGAGGAUGACAUGAUUGAUCUCCCUGAUGUGUCACUGCCGAUGCUGCAGGAAGUAUGUCGCAUCACCAUCAGGAAGAUCCUGCGUGUAAACAUCCUAGCCUCCUUUCCUCACCUCAAGAAUGUCCGCAAGAAGAAGCGUGAACCUGUCAAGAAACGUGCAGGCAAACAGAGACGUAUCAAUAUUGUGCCCAUGAGCAUGGGGAUGAUGAUCCUUGGGCAAUUUGAGGACAGUGAUGAUGAGGAGGGGGGUGACCCAGUUCGGUUGAUUCGCAGGCGACGCUUCCUACGCAGUGUUGCUGAUGCUGAGGAAGAGGAAGAGGAGGAAGAAGGCAUGGAGGAAGAUGGUGAGCAGAUGGAGGAUGGUGGGGCAGAGGGGGAGACUGAGAGGGAGGGGGAAGCAGAGGCUGGUGCCUCUGGAGACCAGCAAGUAAAGACCGCCAAAGCAAAGAGUGCCCCAACUAAAAACGGGGCUGCAUCCUCAGGGAGCCACGCCAGCUCUACUACGACCACCACCAACAGCAGCAGCAGACUUCAUGGUAUAGGCCGCUUUCUGGCCGAUGCCCAUUCCUCCGAUGAUUCUGACAACGACGAUGAUGAUGAUAAUGAUGAUGAUGAUGAUGAUGAAGGUGUUGACAUUGUGGAAAUGCUGCAGUUGAGCGAUGUUGCAAAAUCUGGACUCAGUCCCCCACGCAAGAUUCGCUGUUCAUCCAACACAAGUGCUGAUACAUCUGAAACAUCAGGCAUCGGGUCGCUAGGAGAUGACCCGCUGGAAGCUGACACGUCACAUGACAACAGUGAGAAGGCCUCUCCCGCCAGCAGCUUUGAGGGCUCCGCCAACCACCCCAUGGACUGCACAGAACAGGAGGACGGACGACCACGGGAAGUGGUGGGCACGAUAUUGAGGGAUAGGAUAGGACAGCUGCCGCUGCCUAUUGCACUGAAGACAUACCUGAUGUACUACCGCAACUAGCCACGCCCACCAAGUCAUGGUGUUUGAGGGUUGUAACAGCUGAUGGAUAAUGUUGGUAAAGUGUUCAAGCUCAAUCAUCUGAUUGCACUGUGACAGAUGUAAGGGACUGCAAGUUGUAUGGAUAUAACUCAAAUGAGAUGACAGCCAGGUUUCACAUGUUACCUGAACGGUGUCACGGCCAGCUUUCACAUGUUACCUGAACGGUGUCACGGCCAGCUUUCACAUGUUACCUGAACGG